Drosophila persimilis is the source of this 822-nucleotide messenger RNA. RefSeq names its product trypsin-4. NCBI's taxonomy places the organism in Eukaryota, Metazoa, Arthropoda, Insecta, Diptera, Drosophilidae. The record is from RefSeq and is a predicted model, not a curated record. Gene Ontology annotation, molecular function: serine-type endopeptidase activity. Bases 1 to 774 code for a protein of 257 amino acids. The transcript has 2 exons. Gene Ontology annotation, biological process: proteolysis.
AUGCAGAAGCUUCUUCCACUCCUCGUCGUCGGGACUCUUUUAGCCGUCUCCAACGUCGAUGCGGCUGCCCAGAGGUUGCCGGAUAGCCGCAUUGUUAAUGGGCGAGAGGCCGCAGAGGGGGAGUUCCCCUAUCAGCUCUCACUGCGGCGCCACACCAUCCACAUCUGUGGUGCCUCCAUCCUCGCCAGCAACUGGGCUAUAACAGCGGCCCACUGCAUCGACAACCACGAGACGAGUCCCCGCGAGUUCACCCUGCGCCAGGGCACUGUCCUGCGCACCACAGGCGGUUCCAUCCAGCCCGUGCAGACCAUCUACAAGCAUCCCGCGUACGAUCGAACGGACAUGAAUUUCGAUGUGGCUCUGCUGCGGACUGCCGUCGGAGCUCUUUCCACGACGCCCAUCCGCCUGCCAGCUGUGGGCGAGGCUAUCCCGGAGGGCAUGUCCGCCGUCGUCUCUGGCUGGGGACACAUGGAUAUCAUUAAUCCCGUCCUGGCGCCGGUCCUCAUGAGCACCACUGUGCAGACCGUUAAUCAGGAAAAGUGUGACAGCGCCUUGAAAAAUCACGGCGGCGUCACUGAUGCAAUGUUCUGUGCGGCCGCAAGAAACACGGACGCCUGUCAAGGCGACAGCGGAGGUCCCAUCAGUGCCGAAGGCACUCUGAUUGGCAUCGUUUCCUGGGGGGUCAGCUGUGCGGAUCCCUAUUAUCCAGGCGUGUACACUCGUCUGGCCCACCCCACUGUACGCCGUUGGAUACGUCUGCUCACCAAAUUGUAAAUCUCCAUCAAUAAAGGAAAUAUACGGGAUAACAUGCGUGAUAGCCUA